Molecule: messenger RNA, 771 nt
Organism: Lotus japonicus
Lineage: Eukaryota; Viridiplantae; Streptophyta; Magnoliopsida; Fabales; Fabaceae
Exons: 1
Coding region: 1-771 (256 amino acids)
Source: RefSeq, a predicted model, not a curated record
AUGUCUUCUCCAGCCUCAUCGGACAGCACCCCCGUGACCGUCACCACUCCUACGGUGGUCACCCAGGUGGCUCCUCCUGCCCUGUCGGCCAAGCCUGAGUUUCACCCUGCACUUGCUGUUUCGAACAUUAGGAAUAAUAUUCCUAUUAUGCUUGCCAUGGAGACUGACCGCUAUGGCACUUGGGCGGAGAUUUUCCGCAUUCAUGCUCGUUCCCACCGGGUUCUGCAUCACAUUGUCCCUACUGCGGACAAGCCUCUUCUGCUAGUCACUGACCCUACUUAUGAGCAGUGGGCCCCUUUUUAUGCCACAGUCCUUCAGUGGAUUUAUUCCACCAUAUCUAAUGACCUGAUGUCUACCAUCAUGGAGCUUGGCUCCACUGCUUUCUCGGCUUCGACGCGUUUGGCUGAUCUCUUUCAUGAUAAUCAGAACGCUCGUGUUGUCAUCCUGGAGCAGGAGUUCUCUACUGUUCGCAUGGAGGCAUUUCCGUCCGUCGCCGCCUGCUGUCAGCGUCUGAAGACGCUUUCUGACCAGCUUCGUGAUGUCGGUGCUCCUGUGAACGAUCAUCGUCUGGUUUUGCAGCUUAUCUCCGGCCUCACUAAUGCUUACAGGGGUGUUGCCACUUUGAUUCGCCAGAGCAAUCCGCUUCCCUCCUUUCAUCAUGCUCGCUCCAUGCUUACCUUGGAGGAAGCCGGUAUGGCUAAGAUGAAACCUGCUGAGCCUCCUGCUGCCUAUGUUGCUACUCAGUUGCGUCCUUCUGAUGUCUCUUCUUAG